Impatiens glandulifera is the source of this 3037-nucleotide messenger RNA. RefSeq names its product pentatricopeptide repeat-containing protein At3g46790, chloroplastic. The transcript has a single exon. Lineage: Eukaryota; Viridiplantae; Streptophyta; Magnoliopsida; Ericales; Balsaminaceae. Gene Ontology annotation, molecular function: protein binding; RNA binding; zinc ion binding. Gene Ontology annotation, biological process: RNA modification. Bases 118 to 2100 code for a protein of 660 amino acids. The record is from RefSeq and is a predicted model, not a curated record.
UUCAUGGAGAAAAAUAAAAAUAUCUAGUUCUUACAGAGAAAAGGAAACGAAAUAUCCGGCUAUAUAUCUUCGCCGGCGGCGAAAAACACAGUUUAGACUUUCCCGGAGAAGAUCCUCAUGUGGGCGUUUCAGGUAUCUCCUCCUCCUUCACAACAACUAGCUUUCUUCCCCAAACAUCACGCCGCCUCUUCCCUUUCAUUCACUCCGGCAGCAACUUUCCGACCUUCAUCUCUCUCCGUUACCUCUAACCCAGAAUUAACCAUCCAAAACAACAAUCUCAUUCAAUCUCUCUGUGAAAAAGGCAAACUUAAGCAAGCCCUUGAAUCCCUCAAUCAAGAACCAAAUCCAAGCCAACGCACUUACGAACUACUCCUCCUCUGUUGCAUCCGUCAAAACUCUCUUUCCGAUGGUAUAUCCGUUCACCGGCGUCUUAUAAACGAUGGGUUCUGUGAAGAUUCUUUCCUGGCUACAAAACUUAUCAAUAUGUACUCUGAUUUACAGUCAAUUGAUCAUGCACGCCAAGUGUUCGAUGAAAUUAGUAACAGGACAAUCUUUGUUUGGAAUGCGCUUUUUCGAGCUUUAUCGUUGGUGGGUAAAGGGGAAGAGGUUUUGAUUAUGUACCGUAUGAUGAAUUUCAUUGGAAUUUCUUCAGAUAGAUUUACUUAUACUUAUGUUCUUAAAGCUUGUGUUUCUCCUGAAUCUUCUUCGAUUUCAUUGUUAAACAAAGGGAAGGAGAUUCAUGCUCAUAUAUUACGACAUGCGUAUGAAACCCAUGUCCAUUUAACGACUACUUUAGUUGAUAUGUAUGCGAAAUUCGGACGAAUUUCGAAUGCGAGCAUUGUAUUCAACUCGAUUUCUACUAAAAACGUUGUCUCAUGGAGUGCUAUGAUAGCUUGUUAUGCUAGAAACGGAAAACCAUUUGAAGCUUUGGAGCUUUUCAGCAAUAUGAUGCUUGAAGGACAUGGUUUGUUUUCGCCUAACUCUGUAACAAUGGUUAGUGUUCUCCAAGCAUGUUCUUCGCUCGCGGCUCUAGAACAGGGUAAACUAAUCCACGGCUAUAUAAUCAGAAAUCAUCUCGAUUCAAUUUUACCGAUUAAUGCAGCGCUCAUAACUAUGUAUGGUAGAUGUGGUGAACUUGAAAAGAGUCAAUCCAUUUUUGACCGAAUGAACAAUCGAGACGUUAUAUCAUGGAAUUCCUUAAUCUCGAGCUACGGAAUUCAUGGGUUUGGUUUGAAAGCGAUUUCGAUCUUCGAGGAAAUGAAAAGAUUAGGUUUCUCUCCAAGUCCGGUAACUUUCACUAGCGUAUUAGGAGCCUGCAGCCAUGCGGGGCUCGUAAACGAGGGAAGAAUGAUAUUUGAAUCGAUUAAGGAUCAUGGGUUUUAUCCAUUGGUAGAUCAUUACGCGUGUUUGGUCGAUCUUCUUGGCCGAGCCAAUCAAUUGGAUGAGGCGGCGGUUAUAAUCCAAGAUAUGAGGACUGAACCUGGGUCUAAAGUAUGGGGUUCAUUACUAGGAGCGUGUAGGAUUCAUUGUAAUGUUGAACUUGCGGAGAGAGCUAGCCGCAGGCUUUUCGAGCUCGAACCGAAGAAUGCGGGGAAUUACGUUCUUUUAGCUGAUAUUUACGCAGGGGCGAAAAUGUGGGAGGAAGUGAAAAGGGUGAGACGAGAUUUAGAACUUUUAGGUUUGCAGAAGGUUCCGGGAUGCAGUUGGAUCGAAGUGAGGAAGAAGGUAUACGCUUUUACUUCAGUUGAGGAAUUAAAUCCGCAAAUUGAGCAAAUUCAUGCUUUGUUGUUGAGAUUAUCUAUGGAAAUGAAGGAAAGAGGUUACGUGCCGGAGACAAAGGUGGUGUUGUAUGAUCUUGAAGACGAAGAAAAAGAAAGGAUUUUGUUAGGUCAUAGUGAAAAGUUGGCAGUUGGAUUUGGAUUGAUUAAUAGUGGUCGAGGGGAGAAAAUUAGGAUCACGAAGAACUUGAGAUUGUGCGAAGAUUGUCACGCUGUUAAUAAAUUUGUGUCGUGGUUUGCGGGUAGAGAGAUUUUGGUAAGGGAUGUUAACCGUCUUCAUUGUUUCAAGGAUGGCGUUUGUUCUUGCAAUGAUUAUUGGUAAACUAGUUUCAAUUAUUCAUAUAUAUAUAUAUGGCUUUUAUACCGACCUUUUUUGUGUUUAACUAGUUGACCCGGGAUGAGGCUGAAGAAAAAACGCGAUAUUUAACACAUUAACAUGUUAUCGAUAUACUUGUUUUUGUCCACUAUUGAACUAUCCUGAAGAUUCGAGUUACUUACCACUAACUAGGCUAAGCCCUUUUAAUAGUUGUAAAGUUGAGGACAGUCUUUUGUGGUGGUACCAUUUAAAAGUUGGGUAGGGACAAGUGCCCUUAAUUGGUGGUGAGGUACCAUCUUCAAUCAAAAUAAUUAAUAUACUUUUUGAGAUUCCAAAUCUCUUUGACAUCUACAAUUCUCAUGAAUCCAAAGCUCUUUGAUUUUCUCCCAUAUAAAUGAAUAAGCUCUUAAGAAAACAGAAAUCCAAAAGGAGAUAGAGAUGAAGAAUAUCUGCAUUUGCAUUCCAUGUCUGAGAAACAAGAAACCAAAGACUGAAUCUGAUGGAGAUGGGAAAAGUAGAGACGAGACAGAAAAAAUGGGCGAAACCAAUUCCGGUUCUACUGGAAUUGGAACUAUUGCUGCCAAGAGCGCCGAAGAUGGGUCGGCCGCUCUAGUUACGAUGAGCGCCGCCCAUGUAUCUGUCACGAGUACUAUGAUGGACAGCGAAUGUGGCAGUUCUUAUGGUGGUGGAGGCGGAGAUGGUGGUUGAUUAUGGAGGCUAAACUGGAGUGCUACAAGGUGAAACUAUGGUUUUUAUUUAUUUAGUAUGUGAUUUGGUUAUUACUCGAAAUUACAUUUGUGCCUUUUACUUGUAAUUUUCUUUCUUUACAGUAUAGUAAUUUCUCUUUGUGAAGAGUGAUGCUAUUCAUGUUUCUUUUGCUUAUUUUUUAAGUCUUUGUUGGUGUGGAUUUGACAUUUUUAUCCUUAACAAAUCAUCUAUUUUU